Molecule: messenger RNA, 3060 nt
Organism: Sycon ciliatum
Lineage: Eukaryota; Metazoa; Porifera; Calcarea; Leucosolenida; Sycettidae
Product: lysyl oxidase homolog 4-like
Exons: 7
Coding region: 314-2794 (826 amino acids)
Biological process (GO): peptidyl-lysine oxidation
Cellular component (GO): membrane
Molecular function (GO): protein-lysine 6-oxidase activity; copper ion binding
Source: RefSeq, a predicted model, not a curated record
UGGCAGCGCUCCACUGACUGCAAUCAAAGUAACUUGGUUCUAUUGCGACAGCACAUAUUGGCUAGACGAACAGGCUUAGAAUUCCUAUUCCGUAUCUUGAAAAUUUGGACCUGGCUCGUCUUCCUCACUGCGACCACUUUGGAGAGUUGUUGGAUACAACACAUACUAUAGACAUCGCAGACAUAAUGAUUAUGUAAACGUUGGCUGGCGCUCUCGGACUUUGCUUGGGUGGUGCGUUUGUCACCGUGCUCGUGUGUUCGAGUUCUUGAGUUCACUCCGUUCAAUUCGUCAUUGCACUACGUGCAUAUACACGAUGUCGCGAGUGCUAUUGUUUGUGGUUCUGUUGGCGCUUGUAGAAGUGAUCAGCCAUGUAAGCGGAGGCACUCCUCCGGAACGACUUCGUCUGAGUAUCAGCAUUCCUGCCACAGAUCGAUGCAGGGCCCUUGGUCAAGGUUAUGUGGUGAUAAACAGAAUGGACAUUUAUGGCCGCGUCUGCACCACAGGCUGGGACUUGCGUGAUGCUACUGUGGUGUGUCGAGCCAUGGGCUACACAGGGGCGUUGCCCUUGGAUACGAGUCCCGAACAUGGCUGCCCAGGCUCUGAGUACAGGCGUGUAACAACAACGCACCGCUACUGGCUCAGCAAUGUACAGUGCCAUGGCAACGAGAGCAGCUUAGAGCAGUGUGCUCACGAUGGCUGGGGAGUGCAUGAUUGCUUGCCGCAGCAGUUUGCAAUGGUGCGGUGUACUCACGAGAGUGGUGAUGUUAGCCAGGAUACCGAUGCUGCUACGGGUGCCAGUUCACAGACACCGACGGAGCAGUGUGACUCACAGCAUAUUUCUGCAGUACGCCUGUACCAGGGUCGCCGUAUGACGCGGCCGAACAUGGGAUACUUGCAGGUACGCGUGUGCAACGAAUGGAAGGCCGUGUGCUCGGAUGACUGGUCGGCUAAUCUUGCCGGUGAGGUGGCUUGCCGGCAACUAGGCUACCCCAGAGCAAGGUAUCUGUUCACGGCCAGGCCCGACGCACCCGAUCGGCGCAGACAGGCAUGGCUAAAGCGACCCAGGUGCAGCGGGAAUGAAUCAUUCCUGCAUCAAUGCUCCUUUGCAGGACGCCUUGCCAGGCAGCGUUGUUUAAGACGCCGCGUGGCUGGUGUGGUGUGCCAAGCAUCGGAAUGGACAACUCAAUCUAGCUACGAGGCCGAGAAGGUCGCCACAUCCGGCGGCACACAGGACAAGCAAGCCGAGGGCAGCUUGCGACUGCGCGGUGGCGCCUUUCCCAGUGAAGGCCGCGUGGAAGUGUACCACGACGGCAUGUGGGGCGUGGUGUGCGACCGCGGCUGGAGCCUGAGAGAGGCCAAUGUGGUGUGUCGGCAGCUGGGUUUUGGCUCGGCUACGGACGCUCCACACGCUGCAUCGCGUGUCUUUGGCCGUGGCUACUCUCCAAUUCAUCUGAGCGGUAUUCGGUGCACAGGGUAUGAAAGGUACUUAGUGCAGUGUAGACGUAACGGCUGGGGAGAGAGACCAUGCAAUCGGGAGAGAAUCGCCAGUGUGAGAUGCCAUGUUCCCAACACACAGGAUCUCCGCAAAAAUAUUCGCCUGGAGAUUCUCCCUGAUGAAGUCGGUGGUACACGCACUCCUGCCAUACGCCGCCGUGGCCUGGUGCAAGUGCGUGCUGGCGAUAACCAGUGGGGCAGGGUGUGCGCCGAUGACAACUGGGAUCUGGAGGCGGGUGCGGUGGCGUGUCGGCAACUGGGAUACGGCUAUGUUUACAGUGUCUUCACGGUCACAGGUUGCAAUUCCAGCAGCGCUGCCGGCUCGAAAGCAACAACAACUGUCCCACCCAGCACAGUGAAGGCCGAGGAAGGAGCAGCAGACGUCGCUAGUGUGGUGGAUUUAGGGUCGGAGCUGCUCUUGCCCGAGCAACUUCUUGGACCGGAACUUUCCAAGGCCACAGCCGCGCCACCUGUCAAGGAGAACGAAGAAAAUGCGGAUCGGGAGACAGCAUUUGUGUCGGAACUGCGCUGCACUGGCCAGGAGUAUGGCCUGAGUCAAUGUGCGUACAAGACAUACGAUGCCAAGGGCGCUGAGUGCCCCAAUUGCAAGUUUGCUGCAGUGGAAUGCGCUCAUGCACUGCCUGACCUAGUGCCUGACCUGCAUGAGUUGGAGCACUCACUGCAUGACAUCCAGUACCACACACUGGCCUCGCUGGAGUGUGCCCACGAGGAGGGAUGCCUGUCGAGCUCGGCGGAUGCCAUCUUCGAGGCCGGACUGCAGGGCACAUACCGGCGAGCGUUGCUCCGUUUCACCGUGAUGAUCCGUAACUACGGCAUGGCCGACUUCCACCCGGUGCGUUCACGACCCACGUGGAUAUGGCACGCUUGCCACAGCCACUACCACUCGUUUGAUAACUUUGCCACGUACGACCUACUGGAUGGUAGUGGUCAGCAUGUGGCUGAGGGACAUAAGGCUAGUUUCUGCUUGGAAGACACGGCGUGUGAUGCUGAGAUUGGCCGUAUCUACUAUAGCUGUGCGGCUCACCGCCAGGGCAUUAGUCUGCGAUGUGCUGACAUCUACGGGCGAGAUCUAGACUGUCAGUGGAUCGAUAUCACGGGUGUUCCCGACGGAACCUACACGCUCAGGGUUGGCACUAACCCGAACCGUCUUGCUGCAGAACUAGACUACACGAAUAAUGUGGCUGAAUGUCAGAUAACACUGACAAGUGGAAGCUAUGAAACACACUACACGGCUGGUGUUGUCAGUAACGUCACAUGCAGAGGAAGUCAUCUUCAUUGACGUACCAGUCUGUCACGCAGAUCGACCUCUCCCUUCUAAGCUGAUAAAUGUUGAUGCUGCAUCUGUGACCCUAUUUCACAGGGUGUUUCUGACGGCCAAAUAAAUUGUUACAAGCACAUAGACUACAUGUGCAUACACUGUCCAGCACUGUGUUUUUUUUAUGCAACAGUAUAUGGACUGUUGUAUACAUGUACUUGAGAGCCUGAAUGCAUAAUAAUCACCUAAUCGACUAUACAUUGCUUAUAGAAUACAGUUAUGUAGGCUAU